Messenger RNA from Dentiscutata heterogama, 186 nucleotides. NCBI's taxonomy places the organism in Eukaryota, Fungi, Glomeromycota, Glomeromycetes, Diversisporales, Gigasporaceae. The record is from the annotation of a GenBank genome assembly.
GUAAUAAGCCUAAUGAAUAUUUAAAUGAUAAGUCUGAUGAACAAUCAGAUAAUAGAUUUAACAAACAAGAAGAACUUUAUGAAAGACAAAUUUUUAAGACUGUUAAAGAAGCAUAUGCAGUAGUUAAGACAUUUGCACAAUUAAAUGAGUUUGGAAUUAGAAAAGAACAUGUUGAGAAAGAUGCAA